UGUCUCGCUCUCUUUGUUUACCUGUUCAGACACAAACAAACAAACAACUAAAAUCACGCGGGACUUCGCGCUUCACUUUGGACAUCAUGGAUUUUCUGGACUCGGGACAAAAGUUCAGUCCGAGGCAGGACAGUGAGUGGGACACGACGCUGCAGUUUCUUCCGGCUCCUGACACCAAACAGCUGGAGAAGAACUCUGGCCGCAGGAAGAAGCUGGUUCUGGGUCUGGGUCUGGUUCUGGCCGCUGCAGCUCUGGCUCUGAUCACUGGUCUGCUCGUGUGGCACUUUCACUUGCGCAGCGACGUCCGAGUGAAGAAAGUUUACAUCGGCGCCAUGGGAAUCGACGAGCGGCGUUUCCUGCCGGAGUACGAAGAUCCCGACAGUCCACAGUUCACCGAGCUGUCUGCUCUGGUUCUACGGCAGCUGAAGCUGAUUUACUCUAAAGAUUCUGUGUUGGCCAAGUACUUCACGGGCUCCACGGUGCAGGCGUUCAGUGAAGCAGACGGCGGCGGUGACGGCCUCGUGGCUUAUUACCAGUCAGAGUUCGAGGUUCCUGUGACUCAGCAGAAUUCUCUGGACGGAGCCAUAGAGUCGCUGGAUCCUCCGGCAGCAACAGGAAGUCGACAGGGACGACUUCUGCUGAAACCCGCGGACGCUCUGAGUGUGAGGAGCGUCGUCUCGCGAGCUAUAGAUCCACGAAUGACGAGGAAAUCCUUAUUUGUGAAAAAGUCCUUUGACGUCCACGUCAGAGACGCGGGAGUCCUCCGCUCUCCGGGUUUUCCAGACUCCUCUUAUCCACCAAACGUCUACCUUCAGUGGAGACUCCGGGCCGAUCCGGGUCACAGGAUCAAGCUGGACUUCCACACUCUGAUCCUGGAGGACGACUGUGAGCAGGACUUCAUCAAACUCUACGACUCUCUGGCUGCAAUAGAACAGCGCGCUCUCACCGAACAGUGUGGCUACCCUCACAACUCCCUGUCCUUUCUGUCCUCUGGAAACGUCAUGUUGUUGACUCUCGUCACCAGUGAAGAGAGGAACUUUCCAGGAUUCAGAGCAAACUACUCACAACUGGCUGUGAGCGAACAAAAGUGUGGAGGGACACUGAGAGAGGACAAAGGAUCUGUCUCUUCUCCGUUCUUUCCCUCUAACUAUCCUCCUCGAACCACGUGUGUGUGGGACAUCCAGGUCCCAGAAGACAAGUUCAUAAAGGUUCAGUUCAACAAGUUUCAGCUGGGAAAUCACAGUGUCCCGUGUCCUGAGGAUUAUGUCGACAUUGACAAUCAAAGAUUGUGUGGAAGCAAGUUAAAAAACACGGUCAUCACCAGCAGAAGCAACAAGAUGACCAUUAAGUUUAACUCGGACUCGUCUUACGUGGACCAGGGUUUCACCGCCGAGUACGAAGCCUUCGUCCCCAACAACCCUUGUCCCGGAAACUUCCAGUGCAGCAACAACCUGUGCAUCAACACCACUCUGAGAUGUGACGGCUGGAACGACUGCGGAGACGACAGCGAUGAAGACGGCUGCAAGUGCGAUGCGUCUCAGAUGAAGUGUAAAAAUGGACGCUGUAAACCAAAGUUGUGGGAGUGUGACGGGUCCGACGACUGUGGAGACAACACGGACGAGGAAGACUGUGAAAAGUGUAAACCAGGAGAGUUUUCUUGCAGAAACAGGAAGUGCAUCCCAGAGAAGCUCAGGUGUAACGGGAAAGACGACUGUUCUGACGGAUCCGACGAGUCCAAGUGUGAAAAAUCUCUGGUUCUGCAGACGUGUUCUGAAUUCAACUUCCGCUGCACAAACGGACACUGCAUCAGUAAACUCAACCCAGAGUGUGACGACGAGCAAGACUGUGAUGACGGAUCUGACGAGGCCCACUGUGAGUGUGGGUCCAGGCCGUACCGGAGCUCGCGUAUUGUGGGCGGGCAGACAUCGCGGGAGGGGGAGUGGCCGUGGCAGGUCAGCCUCCACAUCAAAGGCACGGGUCACGUGUGUGGAGCGUCGGUGUUGAGUCGCCGCUGGCUGCUGACGGCCGCUCACUGCGUCCAAGACAACGGGCCAAACAAGUACUCUCAGGCCGGCCAAUGGGAGGCCAUGCUGGGUCUACAUGUGCAAAGUCUGACCAAUGAGUGGACGGUGAAGAGGAACAUUAAGCGAAUCAUUGCCCACGACGACUACAACCCUCUGAGAUACAACAACGACAUCGCUCUGAUGGAGCUGGACCAGGAAGUGUCGCUGAACCAGAACAUCUGGCCCAUCUGUCUGCCGUCACCUGCCCACGACUUCCCUGCAGGUCAGGAGGCGUGGGUGACCGGCUGGGGCGCCACGCGAGAGGGAGGCUCCACGGCCUCUGUCCUGCAGAAAGCUGAGGUUCGAAUCAUCAACAGCACAGUUUGUAAGAAACUGAUGGACGACGACGUCAGCGACAACAUGAUCUGUGCUGGAGUUCUGAAAGGGGGCGUGGACGCCUGUCAGGGUGACUCUGGUGGUCCACUGUCAGUCACCGCCCUCAGUGGGCGUGUCUUCAUAGCUGGUGUGGUGAGCUGGGGCGACGGAUGCGCUCGCAGGAACAAACCUGGUAUUUACACUCAGAUUAUCAAAUACCGCAGGUGGAUAAAGGAGAUGAGUGAUGUGUAACUGAUGAUCAAUCUGGUGGUGUUGACUUUCAAGACUAAAAAAAUUCACAGCACAGACAAAAACUUUUGCUGUUUCUGCAUAUAUAUAUAUAUAUAUAUAUAUAUAUAUAUAUAU
Messenger RNA from Solea senegalensis (Senegalese sole), 2744 nucleotides. RefSeq names its product suppressor of tumorigenicity 14 protein homolog. The coding region runs from base 87 to 2630 and encodes 847 amino acids. The record is from RefSeq and is a predicted model, not a curated record. The transcript has 19 exons. Gene Ontology annotation, biological process: proteolysis; acrosome reaction. NCBI's taxonomy places the organism in Eukaryota, Metazoa, Chordata, Actinopteri, Pleuronectiformes, Soleidae. Gene Ontology annotation, molecular function: serine-type endopeptidase activity; protein binding.